AUGGAAGCACAAGUUGAGCAGGAGUUAUCUCAUAUGCUAGUAACAGAAUUGCUAUCAUACCAGUUCGCAAAGCCAGUUAGAUGGACUGAAACCCAAGACGUUCUUCUUGCAGAUAAGGAAAUCAGCCGUAUGGUGGAAAUUGGCCCCUCCGACACUCUGGUAGCCAUGGCCAAGAAGACAAUCUCUUCAAAAUACCGUGAGCACGAUGCUGCCCUGCCGAAGCAACGCGUGCUGCAAUCCUAUGAGGCAGACGCCAGUGAGAUACACUAUGAAGCCAUUGAAACUCUUACGCAACAGUCCGAGCUUCCAACGGCGGUAGAAGUUGUGAAGAAGCUUGAACCCAAAGUGUCUACCGUCAGCAACUCGUUGCCAAAAUAUGGAGAGCCGGUGCCAGUCACAGCGGCUACUAAGGUAGAUGACGAGGUCAUCACAGCCAGAGACGUGGUCGUAGGACUGGUUGCGCAGAAGCUCCGGAAGGGAUUCGGCACUAUUGAUUGCUCGAAAUCGAUUAAGAAUCUUGUUGGUGGCCGAUCAACGUUGGAGAAUGAGAUUAUCGGUGAUUUGUCUUCCAUCUUCAGCUCACUGCCAGACAGAGCAGAGGAGAUGGAUAUUUUGGAGCUAUCACGUACUCUGUCCACGGGAGCCUCAAUGGCUAAACUCACGGCUGCUUGCGCAGAGCUCACUGCCCGCCUCUUUUCGCAAAAGAUGCCUGGCGGGUUCACAGUAGCAGACGCGCGAUGGCAUCUAGAGGAGCGUUGGGGGUUGGGACUUGGACGACAAGAUGCCGUGUUGUUGAGAACUGCAACAGAGGUCUUGCCCUCGCGCCUGAAAAGUAACAAGGAGGCAACGAUAUUUCUGGAUACCAUAACGAAGGCCUACGGCACCGAGGCUGGUUUGAUUCUGCAGCCGAUGCCUGGCGUACCAGCACCAGUGGCUGCGCCAAGUCUGAAUGCGAAACUUGUAAAUGAGCAACAUGGCGCUGGACCUUGUCCUGUCCCCACUGUCUAUCCUGUUUACCUCGACAAUAUCGCCUCAUCGCAUAGAGGCGCAAUCUCGGAAGCUCAAAAAUCAUUCAACGAUGUCAGAGUAGAGAAGGAUGCGUUACAGUAUCAAGUAGAUGUUCUCACUGCAGAACUAGGGAAUGAGUUCAUUGAUGGAAUCACGCCAGUAUGGUCUCCACGCAAGAUUCGUAAAUAUGAAUCGUGCUGGAACUGGGCUCUUCAAGACUUAUUACUAUUGGUUCAUGGUAUCCUAUGCGGUGAGAAGCACUUGGACGAUCAAACGACGCGCGAUACCUGCGACAUGAUUGUUCGUCGUUCUAACCAGCGCUUACUCGAUGUGAUGCGCUAUCUGAAAAGCAGCGAGGCAUUGCGUGCAGAUGAGCUGCUCGUGUCAAUGGUCAAGGAAGUACUUUCCAUGCUGAUUGAGGAUGGCCAGGAUUGGAUAUCUCACUUUCAGACAUCGCGCUUCUUCGGCAAAGGCUCGCAAUCCCUGGCGACUCCGAUGUCGAUGCUUGGGCAGACGAUCCCAGACCCGAAUCAAUGCGGAAUAAACAACAACGUCGGUAUGGAAGUGAAAGUCAAAACACAAUCGAGACACAUCUGGAAGCAGAAUGAUUCCAUAACUGAACUGUAUCAGUCAAGCCUCGUCAGCGUACGCCAACACGGGCUGUUGCUCAAAGGAAAGACAGUCCUCCUAACCGGCGCCGGCCCCUCGUCCAUAGGUCGCGGCCUGCUUCACCAAUUGCUCCUUGCGGGUGCUCGUGUACUCGUGACAACAAGUCAUUUCUCGCCGGCGACAUGCCGUGAACUUCAGGCUCUGUACAUGCAAUGGGGAUCGUCUGGUUCACAGCUAGUCAUUGUCCCGUUCAACCAGGGCAGCAAAGGGGACUGUGAAGCUCUCGUCAAGUAUGUAUUCGAUGCACAAGGCGGACUAGGAUGGGAUCUUGAUUACGUUAUCCCAUUUGCCGCCGUAUCUGAAGAAGGUCAAGUUGAUGAGCUGGGAUCCAAAUCCGAGUUUGCCCACCGCAUCAUGCUUACAAACGUGUUGCGGCUUCUGGGAGCCAUCAAGCAACACAAACAAGACGGCCCAUCGAACACGAGUCCCGUCAAAGUAUUACUUCCGCUGAGCCCGAACCACGGUGUCUUCGGCAAUGACGGACUAUACGCAGAGUCUAAGGUUGGACUGGAGAUGCUUCUCAAUAAAUGGUAUUCAGAGGAAUGGUCACCAUACCUUGCCAUUUGCGGUGCCGUGAUAGGAUGGGUGCGUGGCACGGGUCUUAUGGCUGGAAAUGAUGUCGUGGCCGCUGACGUUGGAGCGAUGACUGGGAUGCAGACCUUCUCUCAAGCAGAGAUUGCCCAAUAUCUCGCAGCACUCUUAGCUGAACCGUUUGCUUUUCAAGUUGAGAUGCAGCCAGUUUACAUUGAUCUUUCGGGUGGCAUGAAUGAUACGGCAGGCUUACAUUCAGUACUGUCUGAUAUCCGCCAUAAAUUGCGGCAGGACUCUCUUAUUCCUCCUGCUCAGCAACGGCGACAAGACUACCACCAUGGCAACCAAUCCGGUGUGCAAAAAGAUCCUUCUUCCGUCUCGCCAUUAGCAAAUUUGAAGCUUGGAUUUCCUAAGCUACCCGACUACCAUGAAGAGAUCAGCCCCCUCCAUACGCUCCGCGGUAUGGUAGACCCUGAUCGUGUUGUAGUCAUUACUGGUAUGUCCGAGGUUGGCCCCUGGGGCAACGCCCGCACCAGAUGGGAGAUGGAAGCCUGCGGAGAGUUCUCGCUGGAAGGAUGCAUCGAGAUGGCAUGGAUUAUGGGGUUUAUCACACAUCAUAACGGCAGACUCAAUGACGGCGCAGGCGGCGAGCACUACAUAGGUUGGGUGGAUGCUAAAAGUAAAGCACCAGUUGCUGACGCUGAGGUCAAAGCUCUAUAUGAGAGGCGAAUCCUCGAGCAUUCCGGGAUACGCCUAAUUGAGCCAGAGUUGGAUGAAGGUUAUGAUCCGAGCAGAAAACAGCUCUUGCACGAGAUUGUCUUGACCAGUGAUCUGGCUCCGUUUGCAGCGCAGCCAGAACUCGCCAAGCAAUUCAUGAAUGAGCACGGCGACAAGGUUGACGUCUUGCCCGGAGCCAGUGUCGGUGCGGAUUGGACUGUCAGACUGCGCCGUGGGGCUACGAUCCUCGUUCCAAAGGCACUUCGAUUUGACCGAGUCACAGCGGGACAGAUUCCCCAGGGUUGGGAUGCACGCAGAUAUGGUGUACCGGACUGGGCUGUUGAGCAGAUCGGAAGAGAGACCAUUUUUGCAUUGGUGUCCACAGCGGAGGCGCUUAUCUCGUCUGGUAUCGUAGAUCCAUACGAGCUGUAUCAGUACAUGCACGUUUCUGAAGUGGGCAACUGUGUUGGAUCUGCCCUAGGCGGCCAGCAGGCACUCAAGAAGAUCUUUCGGCACAGGUACCAUGGAAAACAAGUCCAGAGCGACAUCUUGCAGGAAGUCUUCAUCAACACCGCGGCUGCAUGGAUCAACAUGCUACUCCUAUCGAGUUCCGGUCCCAUCAGGACUCCAGUCGGGGCAUGCGCGACUGCGGUAGAAUCGCUGGAACUAGGCUAUGAGCUCAUCACUAGCGGCAGGGCGAAAGUUGUUGUCGUAGGUGGUCAUGAUGACAUGACGGACGAGGUGGCAUAUGAGUUCGCCAAAAUGCGCGCUACUGCGAAUACGGAUGAAGAAUUUGGACGAGGGCGUAUGCCCAGCGAGAUGUCUCGCCCUAUGACAUCAACACGAAACGGCUUUGUUGAAGCCCAGGGCAGCGGCGUUCAGAUUCUCGCUAAUGCUAGGACUGCUCUCGACAUGGGUCUCCCUAUACAUGGGAUCGUCUCUUGGGUGGGCACAGCAAGCGACAAAACGAACCGAAGUGUGCCCUCCCCUGGCAAAGGCAUUCUGACCAAUGCACGCGAGACUAGUCAAGGUAUAUCCAAGAACCCAUUGUUGGACCUGAGGUUCCGCCGAGAUCAGAUAUUAGAACAACAACGCCAAAUCCAAGCAGAUCUACAGCAUAACUUAAAGUCUCUGGAGCAACAACCUACGCCACCAGAUGAUGCAGCAAAUGGUCAAUUCGAGCGAAAGAAGCUCUACUUUUACCAUAAAGCCCUUAGGCAUAGUAAACAAAUACUCAGAGAUCUAGGUCACGAGUUUUGGGUUUCUGAACCAGAUAUCUCACCGAUCCGGGGUGCGCUAUCAGCUUGGGGCCUCACUAUUGACGAUCUGGACUUUGUUUCGCUACACGGCACGUCCACCACUCUGAACGACAAGAACGAGACCAGUGUGAUUCAGAAGCAGCUAUCUCACCUUGGUCGUUCUAUAGGAAACCCGGUCUACAGCAUCACUCAGAAGUUUCUCACUGGCCAUUCAAAGGGCGCGGCUGGCGCGUGGAUGCUCAAUGGAGCGUUACAGGCUCUGGAUACCGGAUUGAUUCCUGGCAAUCGUAACGCAGAUGACAUAGCCCCAGAGCUCGAGACUAACGAUUUUCUUUUCUUCCCUCAUCAUAGCAUCCAGACCAACGGCCUCCGAGCUUGCUCCAUUACAUCUUUCGGAUUCGGGCAGAAAGGCGCGCAGGCAAUCAUCGUCCACCCGCGAUACCUGUAUGCCACACUUGCAGAUGUCGAGGAAUUCCAUGACUAUAAGAGAAAGUUACUCAUCAGGCAAAGACGAGCUACUAGAUUCUUUCAGAAGGGACUGGCUACUCAGUCGUUAUUUGUGGCUAAGGAAAAGCCUCCGUAUACCGAGGAGCAGGAAUCUCAUGUCUUACUCAACCCAGACGCGAGGAUGGAAGGACAGUGUUACAAUGUAUGA
Molecule: messenger RNA, 4839 nt
Organism: Fusarium tjaetaba
Lineage: Eukaryota; Fungi; Ascomycota; Sordariomycetes; Hypocreales; Nectriaceae
Product: 3-oxoacyl-synthase
Exons: 5
Coding region: 1-4839 (1612 amino acids)
Biological process (GO): long-chain fatty acid biosynthetic process
Cellular component (GO): fatty acid synthase complex
Molecular function (GO): 3-oxoacyl-[acyl-carrier-protein] reductase (NADPH) activity; fatty acid synthase activity; holo-[acyl-carrier-protein] synthase activity
Source: RefSeq, a predicted model, not a curated record